GCCUGAGCUGCCCAGGUUGGCUGCAAAAAGGGGUUUGAGCGGCCACCAAUGCCAGUUCAAAACACAGUGUCGUCUCUGGAUUUGGGUGCAAGCACCAAGGCCACGACCAAUAUGGAUACGCAGAGUUCAUUCGGGAGAGACGCGCUCUCGAUACAUCGUUGGCAGGAACAAAUGACAGAUCCCUCCGAAAAGAUCGAAGACGCAGACAUGGCAUCGACGGCCACAAAGUUUGAGCCACAGGGUGGGGAGGAUCAAUUUGCAGAGCUUGUGCGAAGCUCGACUGAAAUCAUGCACUCCUACAAUCUUUUCAUCGACAUCGAUCAGCCUUCUCUGAAUCCAACGUCCCCAGAGUUCAACAAGAAGAAGUGGGCCAAGACCUUUUUCUAUGCCAUCAGGAACGACAAUCUCCGCUACCCUCAGCGGACUGCUGGGGUUUCUUUCCAGAAGCUCAACGUUUCUGGGCGGCAGUCAUCGACAGGUUAUCAAAAAAGUGUGAUUAGUGCCGUCGUGGACAUCCCAAGGGCAAUAGUUCAGGCCGCGAGCAACCGGAGCCGAACAGUACAAAUCCUGAAAGACUUUGAAGGACUGGUCAAGAGCGGUGAAAUGCUCGUUGUCCUUGGUCGACCAGGAAGUGGUGCAUCAACCUUCCUGAAAUCGAUAGCCGGAGAGGUGCACGGCUUGUAUAUGGAUGCAGGAUCAGAUAUCAAUUAUCAAGGCAUUCCAUGGGAAGUCAUGCAUCAACGAUAUCGGGGAGAAGUCGUUUACCAGGCAGAAACCGAUGUCCACUUCCCACAUCUGACAGUUGGCCAAACAUUGCUAUUCGACGCACUCGCCAAAACUCCAAGAAAUCGGCUUCCUGGAGUCACCCGCAAGAAGCAUGCACAGGUCAUCAGGGAUGUUGUCAUGGCAGUGUUUGGUCUCACCCAUACGGUUAAUACCAGGGUGGGAAACGACUAUGUCCGGGGUGUCAGUGGUGGUGAGCGAAAGCGUGUGAGCAUUGCUGAGGUUGCUCUCACCCGAAGUCCGCUUCAAUGCUGGGACAAUAGCACUCGAGGACUCGACAGUGCAACAGCCCUUGAAUUUGUGAAAACUCUCCGACUCUCAGCAGAGCUGGCCGACUCAACAGCGAUCGUCGCAAUCUACCAGGCUUCCCAAGACGCUUAUGAUGCUUUUGACAAAGUGAUCUUGCUUUAUGAAGGCAGGCAAAUAUACUUCGGUCGUACAGAGACAGCAAAGAAAUACUUCACCGAUAUGGGCUUCUAUUGUCCCGAGCGACAGACAACCGCCGACUUCCUCACUUCUCUCACAAGCCCAUCCGAACGGAUCGUCAAGCUUGGGUUUGAGAACAAAGUACCUCGCACGCCAGACGAUUUUGCUCAAGCAUGGCAGCGCAGCAAGGAGAGGGAAACCCUUCUCCAGGAAAUCGCAGCCUUUAACAGAGAAUUUCCACUUAAUGGUCCCUCUGUUCACAAGUUCAAACAGUCAAAGAGGGCCGAGCAGGCUGCUUUAACGCUCCCCCAAUCUCCCUACACUAUUUCGAUACCGAUGCAAAUGGACCUAUGCAUAACCCGUGGAUUCCAAAGAUUGCUCGGUAACAAGGACUUUUUCCUCAUCACAAUAAUCGGGAACCUGAUCAUCUCGCUGGUUCUCGGAAGCAUCUUCUAUAACCUGUCUCCAAGCACCACAAGCAUUACCCCCAGAGGUACCUUGAUCUAUUUUGCCGUGCUUUUCAACGCCUUGAACAGUGCUCUGGAAGUUUUCUCGUUGUAUGAACAGCGACCCAUCGUCGAGAAGCAAUCGAGAUAUGCGCUCUACCACCCAUUCUGCGAAGCCAUUUCGUCCAUUAUAACGGAGCUACCCAACAAGAUCCUCUCGGCGAUUGCGUUCAACGUACCCUUGUAUUUCCUGGCAGAUUUACGGAGAGAGUCGGGAGCCUUUUUCAUUUUCCUAUUGUUCGGAUUCACCUCUACUCUUGCCAUGUCGAUGGUAUUCCGGACCAUCGCUCAGACGACUAAAACUAUCCAUCAGGCACUCACCCCUAGUGCAUUCUUUGUACUGGCUCUGGUGAUCUACACCGGAUAUAUCGUCCCCACCUCGGAGAUGCAGGACUGGCUACGCUGGAUCAACUACCUGGAUCCCAUAGCCUACGGCUAUGAAAGUCUUAUGGUCAACGAAUUCCACGGCCGUCAAUUCCCCUGCGCCCAAUUCGUCCCUGCUGGCCCCACAUAUCAAAAUACAACUGGGCUUGAGCGUGCAUGUACUGCGAGUGGAGCACUUCCAGGGUCGGAUUACGUGGAUGGUUCCUACUAUAUUGAUGCCGUCUUUGGGUACCGUCACUCGCAUCUCUGGAGGAACUUUGGCAUUCUGAUCGCAUUCAUCGUCUUCUUCAUGGCUACUUACCUUAUUGCGGCCGAGUACAUCCACAGCGAACGCUCCAAAGGCGAGGUCCUUGUCUUUCGACGCGGCCACGCGCCUAAAUCGAUGGCGACAUUGGCACAGGACGAGGAAUCGGCCGAUAAAUCCCUCCCUGACGACCGGAUUUUCGACUCUACCGGCACAGACACCGGCAGCCAAUUUCGUACCGGGGCUCUCAAACAGACUUCGACGUUCCAUUGGAGAGAUGUCUCGUACGAGGUUUCGAUCAAAGGCAAACCUCGACAGAUCUUGAAUGAGGUUAAUGGCUGGAUAAAACCGGGAUCCCUAACGGCCCUGAUGGGUGCCUCCGGUGCUGGCAAAACCACGCUUCUAGACGUUCUUGGAAGCAGGGUCACGAUGGGGGUUGUCACCGGCCACAUGCUGGUAGAUGGCUCUCCACGAGAUCGAUCGUUUCAAAGGAAGACAGGUUAUGUGGGUCAGCAAGAUCUUCACUUGGCCACCUCUACGGUCAGAGAGUCUUUGCGUUUCAGUGCCUUGCUGCGGCAGCCGGAAAGCGUCAGCGUCGAGGAGAAGCUCGCCCACGUUGAGAAUGUCAUCGAAUUGUUGGAGAUGAAAGCCUAUGCUGAGGCGAUAGUUGGCGUUCCUGGCGAAGGUCUAAACGUCGAGCAAAGAAAACGCCUGACAAUCGGAGUCGAGCUUGCUGCUAAGCCAGAUCUACUCCUCUUUGUUGACGAGCCUACUUCCGGCCUUGACAGCCAAACGGCAUGGUCGGUUACGACUUUACUAAAGAAGCUUUCCGACAAUGGCCAGGCCAUUUUGUGUACCAUUCAUCAACCAUCGGCAAUGCUCUUCCAGCAGUUCGACCGCCUCCUUCUCCUUGCCGAAGGAGGGAAAACAGUGUACUUCGGUGACAUUGGCGAGGAAUCAGAAACUCUUACGAGCUACUUCGAGAAGUACGGUGCUCGGGCAUGUGACCCAGCUGAAAACCCGGCGGAAUGGAUGUUGGAAGUCAUCGGCGCCGCGCCUGGCUCACAGGCCAUUCGAGAUUGGCCGGAAACUUGGCGAUCCAGCCAUGAGCAUGCCGAAGUCCUACGCGAGCUGUUGGAUCUCGAGUCACACGCGCGCGAGCGCGAAGCUGCUACAAAGGAAGGGUCGGCAUCGCGAACGACGACAAUCAAGGCAACUCAGUUUGCUGCACCUCUCGUUGACCAGAUGCGCCUAUGCACACAAAGGGUUUUUCAACAAUAUUGGCGUACCCCGUCCUACAUCUACUCCAAACUAUUCCUAUGUCUGGCGACUAGCAUCUUCAUUGGCGCCUCAUUUUAUGAUGCCGACAUCACGAUCCAAGGCCUACAGAACCAAAUGUUUGCGAUUUUCAUGAUCAUGGUGAUCUUGGCCUUUCUGGUGUACCAAACCAUGCCCAACUUUGUCACUCAGCGCGACCUGUACGAAGUGCGAGAACGACCGGCAAACACUUACGCAUGGUACAUCUUCAUGUGCGCCAACGUGGUCGUCGAGCUCGCCUGGAACACGGUGGCGGCCCCAUUGAUCUUUUUCCCCUUUUACUACCUCGUCGGGAUGACCCAUAACGCCCAACCGGCCCACCAGGUCGGCGAACGUGGUGCGCUGAUGUUCCUCCUCACCUGGUGUUUCACCCUUUUCACCGCCACAUUUGCAGACUUGAUCAUCGCCGGGUUGCCGACGGCGGAAAUCGGAGCCAUCAUCGCCCUGGUUCUGUUCUCACUCUGUCUGAUAUUCUGCGGUGUCAUCGCCACUCCAAGUGCCCUGCCCGGGUUUUGGAUCUUCAUGUACAGAGUUUCGCCGCUCACCUAUCUCAUCGGCGGCUUCCUCUCCACCGGCCUGGCCAACAACGAGGUUCAAUGCUCACUCCUGGAGAUGUCGAGACUGGAGCCGCCCCGCGGUCAAACCUGUGGAGAAUAUUUGGCAACAUACAUGCAGCUCGCCGGAGGGAGUCUCUCCAAUCCCAAUGCGACCGAGCAUUGUGAAUUCUGCCCGAUCGCUUCCACCAACACAUUUCUGGCGUCGGUGUCGUCUUACUACGGCGAGAGAUGGCGAAACUUUGGAAUCAUGUGGGCGUUUAUCAUUUUCAACAUCGCCGGGGCGUUUUUCCUGUAUUGGCUUGCCAGGGUGCCCAAAAAGGAUCUGAGCGACCGGCUUCGGUUCAGAUCACUUGCAGCACGAGAGUAGCUAACUUUGCCAGCUUUGCGAAUGCCAUUUGGGACGAACCGUUGAGAAACCCAGGCGAAUGGAAAAUUCUAAGCACACAACAUAUGUUUUCCCUUUUUGUUGAGUGAGCGAGGUCAAAUCUUUGGUUCGAUUUCAAGGGCUCUGGGUAUAUAGGUAUAUAGACAGCAGUGACGCUGUUCACAUUGCGGGAGGAUAAAAAGUGGCCGAGACUAUGGCUAAUUGAG
Messenger RNA from Cladophialophora immunda, 4808 nucleotides. RefSeq lists its product as uncharacterized. Gene Ontology annotation, biological process: transmembrane transport. Bases 49 to 4584 code for a protein of 1511 amino acids. The transcript is spliced from 11 exons. Gene Ontology annotation, cellular component: membrane. Lineage: Eukaryota; Fungi; Ascomycota; Eurotiomycetes; Chaetothyriales; Herpotrichiellaceae. The record is from RefSeq and is a predicted model, not a curated record. Gene Ontology annotation, molecular function: ATP binding; ABC-type transporter activity; ATP hydrolysis activity.